ACCGGCAAAUAAACCCGCGCCACCGAACUUGGCAACACUCGCGUACAUUCCAUUCCAGCCAGAAACACAUCACGCACCGAUCAAGCAACCACCUGUCUCUCUGAGCUAGCUAGCUUAUUACUUUGGAUCGAGAUCGUCAUCGAUAUGGCUUCGUCGUCGAGGCAGCUGGCGGUUCGUCUCGCCAUGAUCGCGCUCGCGCUCGCUUUCUUCCUCGCGUGCGCGGGCGUCGCCAGCGCCGCGAGGCCGGCACCGGCAGCGUGCGGCGGCGGGGAGGAGGUGGGCACAGGCACAACGGCGGCCGCCGCGUCGUACCUGCACAUGUACCCGGCGGCGGCGGUGGUGGAGAAGGCGAGGGAGACGGUGGAGAUGCUCAUGGCCAGGCUGCCGGCCGGGCCCAGCCCCAAGGGCCCCGGCCACUAGCGUACGUAUCGUGGCCAUCGGAUCGGAUCGGUGUACGUACGCGUUGACACGUACGAAACAGAUGGCGUACGGAUCGAGCCUGUGUAUAGAUCGUCUCUGUGGGCGGCCAUGAUACUAGUAUAUACUAGUUAUAUAAAUUGUAUGUAUACUCCGCUAGCUAAAGUGCUAAGAGCACGUAGUAUACACAAUUAUUAUAUAUGAUUCUUUGAUUGAUACCUUUGCCACUAGACACUAGUAGAAGUAUACAUUAGGCUGUGUGCUGACUGCUGAACACUUCCAUUUGUACUUUUCUUUUGUACCAUCUGCUGUUUAAAUGAGAUUAUGAUGAAUUAAGGUGCAAUUAUUUAAGGAAACAAUGUUGCAUCUUUUUUCCUUCAUAAGGACAAGUGCCGCGUGUGCCUAAUUUUCUUCUCUGUUGAUGAAAUAAAUGAACAAGAGAUGUAUCUGCUCUUC
Messenger RNA from Sorghum bicolor (sorghum), 873 nucleotides. RefSeq lists its product as uncharacterized. NCBI's taxonomy places the organism in Eukaryota, Viridiplantae, Streptophyta, Magnoliopsida, Poales, Poaceae. The transcript has a single exon. Gene Ontology annotation, biological process: defense response. The record is from RefSeq and is a predicted model, not a curated record. The coding region runs from base 145 to 420 and encodes 91 amino acids.